Messenger RNA from Neopsephotus bourkii (Bourke's parrot), 1623 nucleotides. Its product is annotated as E3 ubiquitin-protein ligase TRIM7-like. The coding region runs from base 41 to 1558 and encodes 505 amino acids. The transcript has 6 exons. The record is from RefSeq and is a predicted model, not a curated record. NCBI's taxonomy places the organism in Eukaryota, Metazoa, Chordata, Aves, Psittaciformes, Psittacidae. Gene Ontology annotation, molecular function: zinc ion binding; protein binding.
CGGGGCGGAUCGGAGCGGACCGGACGGGCCCGGAGCCGGGAUGGAGGCGCCGCCCGCACCCCCCAGCGUUCCCCCCGCUCCGUGCAGCGCUGCCCGCAGCCUGCAGGACGAGCUGACGUGCCCGGUGUGCCUCGAGUACUUCAACGACCCGGUGCUGGUGGCCGAGUGCGGGCACAACUUCUGCCGCGCCUGCGUGACCCAGUGCUGGGAGGACUCCGCUCGCCGCCUCUGCUGCCCUCAGUGCCGGGAGCCGGUGCCGCAACGGCUCUUCCGCCCCAACCGCUCCCUCGGGAACAUCGUCCACAUCGUCCGCCAGCUCGGCUUACCGCCCAGCCCCGCCGAGCCGCCGCCGGGGCCUCCCGCGCCCUCGCCGCCGCUGCCCGCCGCCGCUCCGCCCGGCCCGCCGGGCCCUCCGCGCUGCCCUCGCCACGGGGAGCCGCUGCGGCUCUACUGCGUGCAGGACCGCCGCGCCGUCUGCGUUGUGUGCCACCUGUCCCGCGAGCACCGGACCCACACCGUGCUGCCCGCCGAGGAGGCGGCCCAUGCCCCGGAGGAGGUGCCCCAGGAGCACUUGAGCUCCCUGAGGAAAGGGCGUGAAGAAGCCAAAGCGGAGAGGGAGAGACAGAGCGAGGACUUGCUGAAGCAAACAGAAGUGGAGAGGCAGAAGAUCGUGGCCGAGUGCAAGGAGCUCCGGGGCUUCCUGGAGGAGAAGGAGCAGCUCCUGCUAUCCCGCUUGGAAGAGCUGGACAAGGACAUCGUGAGGAGGAAGGAGGAGAGCGUGGCCCGGCUCUGCGAGGAGAUCGCCCAGCUCGACAAGCUGCUGGCUGAGCAGGGGGCAGAGAGCAGCCCCGGGGGCCAGCCCGGGCAGGUGGGAGCCAUGGCCUUUGAGAGCUGGAUGUUCUGCAAGCCCGAGGCUGGCUUCACCGAGCUGGAGAAGAAACUCAAGAGCUUCUCCCAGAAGAGUGCAGUGCUCAAGGAGGUCUUGCUGGAGUUCAAGGAGAACCUCAGGUUCGAGCUGGAGAACGACACAGGUGAUCUCUCCCUGGACCCGGACACAGCCAACCCCUACCUGGUGCUGUCGGAGGACAAGAGGAGCGUGCGGCUCCGCAGCGCCCCGCAGGAGCUGCCUCCCAACCCCAAGCGCUUCGAUUACUCCUUCAGCGUGCUGGCAGCCGAGGGGUUCGUGGCUGGGAGGCACUACUGGGAGGUGGAGGUGGGCGAUGGGGAGAGCUGGGUGCUGGGGGCGGCGCGCGAGUCCGUGCGCAGGAAGGAGAAGAUCGACUUCGCCCCCGAGGAGGGGAUCUGGGCGGUGGGGUUGAACUGGAAGGGGAAGAACUGGGAUCAGUACCAGGCUUUCACCUCCCCAGAGACGCCCCUGUCCCUGUGUGAGAGGCCCAGGAAGAUCGGGGUCUACCUGGACUAUGAGGGCGGGUGGGUGGCGUUCUACAACGCCGACAACAUGGCUCCGAUCUUCACCUUCACCGCCGCCUUCACCGAGAAGAUCUUCCCCUUCUUCUGGCUCUUCUAUGUGGGCUCCUCCCUCUCCCUCUGCAAUUGAGGCUCCAGGUUCUGUACCCCCCCCCAGGUGACCUGCAAGUAGGGUCCUGUCCCUUUCCCUGCCCU